ACAUAUAUUUAUUCAUAUUCAUUCUGUUGCUGUAUUAAAGACACUUUUUACUAUUUACAAGCAGCUUCACAAAAUAUUUUCUCGAAAAGUACAAUGUAAUCAGUUUAUUAUGGUCAUGUGUAAACAAAACGAACACUGUCAUUCAAGUCAUUUUUCCUUCCAAGCUGAUAAAGCUCUCGAAAUUCUCCAUUUGAGACAUUUGUGUCUUAGUCCGCAGUGCUCUCAUGCCGCAUAGUGACAUUUUUUCUCAUCUGAGAACAUAUCCAAGGGCUCAGUGCCAGUCACAUGUGUCUGAAUGGCCACCUACGCUCUGGCCCCCCUGCACCUCUUACUGUGAUGCUCCACGCAGGUUAUUAUUUCAUUCUCAAUAGAGCAACCUUGAGCCUAAAGUGCUCUUUUUCUUUUUCACACAACAGUUCAAAAAUAUAUUUUUCAAGUGCAUUUAUUAGUGAUAGCUCCACCCCAAACUGUUGCAUUCCCUAUGACAUCACUUCCUAAAAGAAGUAAUUUAAGGAAAUUAUAUCACAUGACCUCACUGGAAAGCCACUUAUUGAUCAGUUAGCAAUAACAAUGGAGCGACCAAUCAGAGUUGAGUGUUUGUACCAGGAAGACGCCCUGAGGUGACCAUUAACGCCAACAUCAGUGACAUCAGGCCAACUCGCAAUGACAUUUCUGCCAAUAACUCUCGUAUCAGACCAAGUUCACUUCAUACUCAUGCAUCCACAACAUAUUUGCACAAGCUCAGAGUGCUUACAGGUUUCACUGAGAAGAUUUUCUUGGCAAGGUGGAGAUGAUCUCCUUCUGGCUCCUGUUUCUAAAGCUCACGGGAGCUACAACUGAACCUGAAGACGGGGAUAGACUGGAAGAGAUUGCAGGUUUUUCUCAUCCUGAGAAUCCAGAGCAUACAGAGCAGAAGUCCCUGUCUGAGCCUGUAACCAUGGAGACAAGUGAAAACUCCAGCACAGCUAACAUAAUUGAUUGUGAAAUGGAAGUCCUGGAGACUCAGAUACCUGAGAGCAAGGACACAGGAAACAAAGAUGAACAAGUCUGUUAUGAUGCUGACAUUUUAGAGUCCAUUAGUACAAAAGUUGUGGCUGACAUUUUAGCAGGGCUACCUCCUACGGAGACCAAGGCUGAUGAUCUGGAAGAUGUUUACAGUGCGAAAGAGGCGCUUGUCUUGGAGGAUACCCAAGAGGAACUUUAUCGCAACGAGUCAAUUACCUCUUCAAUAUCUGACACUCCGUCAAGUGCUGAGAGCGUGUAUGAGAUUGAUGUCACGCAUAAGAGACAAGAUUCACUAAGACAGGAACCAAUGGAGAACAUAGCACCCCAACCAGAUGAUGUUGACGAUGGAGAAAUGUUAGACCAAUUGGGUAUUGACUCACAGGAAGCCAUUGUAGAAAGUUUUGGAUGCGAAGAUCCAGAAGAAACCAUCCUUGAGCACUACAUCCGAGAGGAAGUUCUGUCAGACGUCUCCACAGAGUCUUGCCAUGACCCAGAUGAGCUAGAAGAGUGUCUUCAGGUCGAAAUAGCUGCGGCGUCAUCAGACAGCGAAACCGAUGAGAAAUGGAGGAACAUCUUCUCUUCCUCCAUAAAUAGGGAAGAUGAUGAUUCCUACAUUGACAGUCUUGAGCUAAGUGCACAAGAACUCUUUAUUCAAAAACCUACAGUUGGGAAUACUGAGGACAUUUCAAAGGAAACUGAAGAGCUGGAGAUUCCGGUGGAAGAAGAAGUUCUAGAACAACCCGAAAAUGAGCCAGUUCAGCAACCCCAAGAUAUAUCUUACAAUGCUUCUACCCUGUGCCAUGUCUUGUCCAAGAUUUCCGAAGAUGACGAGGAGCUCACAAGAGCAACCCACAAGAGCAAUUCAUUUGAUUCCGUCAAAUCCGAUUCCAGCAAAAAGGUGCCGAAAGAUUAUUGUGUGAUUCAGGAAAUGAAAAGCGAGAACGUCAGCACAGAACACGUGGAUUUCAAAGUUGCUCGCCAGCAGUGGCUAGAGAUCGAAGAGCAAACGAAAAACUUGACACACCACCCAAGCACACCAACAACCCGAUCCGGCACCUGCCAAGGUAGUCACAGUUUCAUGUAUACACCUGUCCGCAACAUCGAAAGGCCAAAGAGGGAUCUUGAUAACCUGUCUCUUGUAGAGGAUUACGCACACACCCAGUUCAGCCCUUGCUCUGAGGAUUCAGGCCUGGACGACUCUAGUUACAGAUCACCAUUUGAUGAUCCAGAGACUCCAAUUGAGAAAGAGAUUCGCUUAACCUUGGAGCGUGAGGAGAACCUAAAGCGUCAGAGGGGAAUGUCAAAAUCAUACUCCAGUGACUGUGUGCAGAUAAGGGCGAGAUCAGUCAACUUGAACCCUGGGAAACUAUGCCAAGAAAUCGAUGAGAAAAGGAAGCUGUUAGAAGACCAGGAUGAUGAUGGUGAUGGAGUUAUAUCCAAAUAUCUCAACAACCAGACACCUUCUUUCAUCAUUACCUCCUCACCAACCAAGAGCGCACAAAAACAAGACAUGGCUGCCAAUAACGUUAUCAUCCUCGAGCCUGAGCCUUUCCCUCCAAGUCCAAGGCAUGGAAAAAUGGUGUCCUCUAAAUCUGCUGACUGGAGAUCUGAAGAUACCCCUAAUGUCAUCAUUUUGGAAACAUCGAACCUCAUCGUUCGAAGUGCAUCUGAGUUCAACUUAAAUUCUGCCUCUGAGGAAACCCAAGAGAAGAUGUUCCUUAACAACCCAUUUUGUAAGCUGCGGUCCAGGAGUACGAUAUCUCUAGUUGAUGAGGAGAUUAAGAUGGUGAAGCAGCGAGAAGAGGAACUCAAGCGUCAAAGAGCUAGUGUUUACUCGAAGGAUCACUUCCUGAUGUCUCCCAACCGUUUGGACUGCUCAUCGUUUACAGAUGAUGUGCCAAUUAAAUGUAAAUCAUCCCCAUCAUCUCCAAUGAAAACAUGCAGAAUGGAUCGUUCAGCUUUGUCAUGUGAUCAUCGAUUUCCUGAACCCUAUACUGGAGGCCGACGAAAAAGUGCCAUGGCUCUGCGCUGGGAGGCAGGGGAGUUUGUGAACAAUGAGUAGAAAUGUACACUGACGUCAAUUUGCAGCUGUUUUACAUAAGAGAAUUUUCAAAGCUCAAACUCGUCUGUUUAUUGUGAUAGCAUAUACACCUGCUACUGCUGCUUGUGUGACUUUCGUAAAGAUCCAGAAAAAAAUCUGCAUACGCCGAGAUGCCUAAAUGUUAUUUGAAUGUACGGUUUCAUGCAUAUUUGUGAUUCCUCUUUAAUGAGGUAUAUGGAGAGACUUAUAGACCAUAUUUUUAGUGUUUUGUCUACGAAGCUAAGGAGAAUAUGUAUUGUAUAUUCAUAUUGUAUUUUCUUGUAGCGCCAUGUUUGUAUAUCCCUAAAUUAUAUGAAAAUAUGAAGCAGUAUUACAGGGUUUUAGGAUAAAAAUUAAGUGAAAAUGCAUACAAAAUGGAUGUAUUUUGUUAAAGAUCACUGAAAACACAUCAAUUUGGUAUCUUUUAUCAAAAGAACAUUUUUUUUUUAUAAUCAAUCUGACUGCUCUAAUAAGUCAGUAUUAAAACCGUUAAUCUAUUUAGUAAUUAUACUAGUAGUAAUCUAAGAAAAUGACCUCUUGUUUUGUUGUCUACAGAUAAUGUGCAUAUUUAUGUCAAACCGCCGUGCUUAUAAAACAGUAUUGCUUGCUAACCUUUGAAUCCAUGUCAGUCUCAAGAAAAUGAGCUUUGCAUACCAUUUGAACAUUCCUGUGUUCAAAAUACGAAUUCAAAAAUAAACGUCAAUUAAAGUCAA
Messenger RNA from Carassius gibelio (silver crucian carp), 3798 nucleotides. It is a transcript of the gene palmdb, whose product is annotated as palmdelphin b. The transcript is spliced from 4 exons. Gene Ontology annotation, cellular component: cytoplasm; membrane. The record is from RefSeq and is a predicted model, not a curated record. Bases 791 to 3067 code for a protein of 758 amino acids. Gene Ontology annotation, biological process: regulation of cell shape. Lineage: Eukaryota; Metazoa; Chordata; Actinopteri; Cypriniformes; Cyprinidae.